Messenger RNA from Ictalurus punctatus (channel catfish), 5202 nucleotides. It is a transcript of the gene arsib, whose product is annotated as arylsulfatase family, member Ib. NCBI's taxonomy places the organism in Eukaryota, Metazoa, Chordata, Actinopteri, Siluriformes, Ictaluridae. The transcript is spliced from 2 exons. Bases 1164 to 2867 code for a protein of 567 amino acids. The record is from RefSeq and is a predicted model, not a curated record.
AUUUUAAUUUCUUUUCCUCUCACUGGUCUGAUUAGUGAAGUCCUGAAAGAUGUAAGCAGAAUGUGUAUAGGCGAUUGGAGAGAGACGUGUGUGUUUAUUUUCAGUCUCAAACUCAAUACAGAUGUGUCUCAGAGGUGUGCAUUAGAAUACAACAGCUGGAGGAGAGAGCGAUUUUUACAUUUAAUACAAAAGAAAGGCCUCGUUCGUUAGCAUGAGAGUCUUUAGUAACUGCUUUCUCCUAGAGUCAUGCUGGAUUAAAUGACAACUGAAUUAAUUUGGAAAAUAUCUGGAGGAGCGAUCGGAGUCGACAUUAUUAGCAUGAAGCAGAAGAGUGAAAGAAAAAACACUAUUAUUUACUCAUUAAUGGGUAAUGCAUUAAAAGGUACGUUUUAAAAAGAAAGUAAUAAGAAGGAAUUAACUGGACUUUCUCACAUUUCAGCUGAACACUGCUGAUCUAGAUUUUGUAAUUGGGGUAUUUUUCAUGCAGAUCUGGCAACCCUGAGUUUCUCACGUCAGAGCUGAAGUUGGAGAAGUUGGAUGAGACUCAAAACCUGUGGAAACAGCAGAAACUCAGAGGAAUGACCGCUGUGCGUUAGAGUAAAGCUUCAUUUCUACUUUGGUCACCACUUUUUCACCUAUUCUGGAAUGAGAGUGGAGUGAGCUGCUUGCUUUAUCUGUUAUUUUCCUUCUUCUUUUUUUUUCUUUCUUUUUUUAAAAGCAGAGUGUUGGUGUUCCAUUGAUGAAGGAUAGCUUUAGUAUAAAUGUGUUUUCAGUCCUGCAUGUUCACUCAGUUUGGAGAGACAGGACACGAUUCGGCAGCUGAGGACUAAACAACUUUCACACAGCAGUAGUAGCUUGGUGCUGGGAUUUGAACUCAUCACCUUCUGGUCUAGAGCCCAGAUCCUUAACCACUGAGUCACUGCGUCCAUGUCAGGAAGUUGUUUUUAUGCUUUCUGGAUUAGAAGGACGCUGGAUUUAACUCACAGACAUCUUCAUGAACCAACACAAGAUGUCAUGGCAAUAAAAGAAGUGGAUUUUAGAGGACAGAGAAAAGCUCGAAUGCCUUUCAGACCUUUAACUCGUCCCAUGUUCCUCACUGUACAUUCUCAUCUCUAUGGACGUGUGUGAUUUCCCUUACGCCCCGCUCACGCCCCCCUGCAGCCAUGUUGUUUCUGUGUGUUCUGUUUGUUAUAUUGGAUCUGGGCGGAGCUCUAUGGGACUGGAUGAAGCCCAAUCAGGUGGAGAGUGACUCGGAUCGUUUCGGCGGCGUGUUUAAACCCAGACCUCCUCCUCAUAUCAUCUUCAUCCUGACUGAUGAUCAGGGCUUUAACGAUGUUGGCUACCACAGCGCUGAGCUGCACACCCCCACCCUGGACAAGCUGGCGGCUGAAGGUGUGCGACUGGAGAAUUAUUAUGUGCAGCCGCUGUGCACGCCGUCACGCAGCCAGCUCAUCACGGGCAGGUAUCAGAUCCACACGGGUCUCCAGCACUCGAUCAUCCGCCCCCGCCAGCCGAGCUGCAUCCCGUUGAACGUGUCCACACUGCCACAGCGUCUUCAGGAAGCCGGUUACUCCACCCACAUGGUGGGAAAAUGGCACCUAGGCUUCUACCGUAAACGCUGCCUCCCGACGCGCCAUGGCUUCCACACCUUCUUUGGCUCGCUGACGGGAAGCGUAGAUUAUUACACGUUCUACUCGUGCGAUGGGAAAUCUCUGUGCGGCUUUGACCUGCACGACGGCGACUCGUUAGCGUGGAGCAAAGCGGGAAAAUACUCAACUCACCUGUACACUCAGAGAGUGCGCAAGAUUUUAGCAACACACGAUCCGUCUCAGCCAAUAUUCAUCUUCCUGUCCCUUCAGGCGGCUCAUGCUCCUUUAAAACCGCCCAAAUCCUAUAUUUAUCCGUAUCGCGCCAUGGGGAACGUCCCACGCAGGAAAUACGCAGCGACAAUCUCCAUUGUGGACGAGGCAGUGCACAACAUCACGUAUGCGCUACGCAAAUACGGCUACUAUCGCAACUCUGUCAUAAUUUUUUCCACAGAUAACGGAGCGCAGCCGUUCACCGGAGGGAGCAACUGGCCCUUAAGAGGGCGCAAGGGGACUUACUGGGAGGGCGGAGUCAGAGCGGUGGGGUUUGUGCACAGCCCGCUAAUACGAUACAAGCGCAGGAUUAGCAAAGCACUAAUCCACAUCACGGAUUGGUUCCCGACUCUCGUACGGUUGGCCGGAGGAAACAUUUCACAGAAUGAGAAAUUGGACGGUUUUGACGUUUGGCCCAUUAUCAGUGAGAAUAAAGCAUCUCCCAGGUUUGAAAUCUUACACAACAUCGAUCCUCUGCAUCGGCGCGGUUUAGGGUCACUGCAGGAAGGCAAGGGAUUGUGGGAUACGGCAGUCCAGGCGGCCAUAAGAGUCGGAGACUGGAAGCUUCUGACCGGAGAUCCAGGUCACGGAGACUGGAUCCCUCCUCAGGUGUUAACCAGCUUCCCGACUGGAUGGUGGAACCUGGAACGAGGGAACGUGGACAAGGAAAAGAAGUCGAUUUGGCUCUUUAACAUCACGGCAGAUCCGUGCGAGAGAAACGACCUAGCGGAGAACCGACCCGACGUGGUGAAGAAGCUCCUCCAGCGCCUGGCCUUCUACAACAGCACAGCCACGGCGGUCCGGUACCCGCCCGACGACCCGCGCGCCGAUCCACAGCACAAUGGUGGGGCCUGGAGACCGUGGGUGAAGGACGAGGAGAACGAGGUGAAUUGGGAGGGAGUCUACUACAGACGAGGAAGGAACCGGAAGAGGAUGAAGUGCAGGCUCUGCAAUGUCCAAUCAUUCUUUAAGAAACUCAACAAAAAGAUCCUGGCCAGUAGAAUAUGAAGAGAUCCGGAACCUUCGCACCGAGACAUCACACCACUCUACAAACACUUCAUAAAAGAGAGAAGAACCCAAAGGGCGCCUUUUAAAAGCAGACCUGGAACAGCAUUAAUAUAAAAUUCAUAUAGAAUCAAAUGUUCUAAAGGUUCUAGUUUCCUUUUUCUCUGAACAAAUGUUUCCUACAGAGGUUCUACUUGGAACAUUUUCUGAAAAGGAAACCCUCUUGUGCCGCACAGAACUUUUAAGAGUUCCUUGUUUAAACUAACCUUUAAACAUUAGCAGGAAAACUGAAAGUGUAAGAAAUCAGUGUGUAAAAAGUCUAAAUGUUUUGAUGAGGAACCCUGAAGAGAGACGAGGGCAGGUUCUGCAAAGUACACUUCAGUUUUUAGAAAAAAAAUCUUUUAAUCUUUUUAGCCUUAUUGCUUAAAGUUCCAGGUCAGGCUUCAUUCCAAAUAAGUUUACUUCUUUAGACUUGCGCUUGAGCUACGAGUAUAAUGUUGCUAGUAAUGAAAGCUAGAUUCCAGUUUAGCAUCAUGUGAACCACUUAAUCAUCGCACACGCACAUCAAAACACGCAAGACAGCAGUUUGUGUUUAAUCAGUUUUGUAAAACAGAAGCAUGAACUUUAUAUGCUUUAAAAGUCACAGAAAGUGACACAUGGAGGAUCCCAGCUCUCAGACAUCACAUCGGUUCAAAUGUGGGUGAAAGUAAAAGGGUUUAGUUUCUCUCAUAUACACUGCGAUGUAAAGACGAUAAGAAACAGAACACGAGGCAGUGAUGGAGUCGUGAACUCUUCAUCACAAUGCCUUUAUAAAGAGAGAGGAAGCAAAAAGAGGAGAGAACACUUGACCAGUAUUCCCUAGUGUGGUGAUAUCAUGUGGGUGUGGCAUUUUUUAUUCUGUAGGUGUGGCAUUUCUCAUUCUGUAGCUGUGGUAUUUUUCAUUCUGUAGGCGUGGCAUUUUUCAUUCUCUAGGUGUGGUAUUUUUCAUUCUGUAGGUGUGACAUUUUUCAUUCUGUAGGUGUGACAUUUAUCAUUCUGUGUGACAUUUCUUAUUCCAUGGGUGUGGCAUUUCUCAUUCCAUGGGUGUGGCAUUUUUCUUUCUGUGGGUGUGGCAUUUCUCAUUCUGUGGGCAUGGCAUUUUUCAAUCUUUAUGCAUGGCAUUUUUCAUUCACUGGUCAUGGCACUUUUCAUUCUGUAGAUGUGGCAUUUUUCAUUCUGUGGGUGUGGCAUUUCUCAUUCCUUGGGUGUGUCAUUUCUUAUUCUGCUGGUGUGACAUUUCUCAUUCUGUGGGAGUGGCAUUUCUCAUUCCGUGGGCGUGGCAUUUAUUAUUCUGCAGGUGUGACAUUUCUCAUUCUGUGGGCAUGGUUUUGCUCUUUAUAUGGGCGUGGUCUUCCUCUCUAACACACAAGUUUCUCAGCAGUAGAGUUACUGAAGGCUUCUGAUCAAGAAUUUUGUGAAAGCAGCCUUUGUUUCUGAGAAAUCCAAACACACACACACACACACACACACUGAUGAAUCAUUAGAAGACAAAAAAACAACAACUCAGUUCUAUCAAAGAUUCCUCUUUCACAGCUUCAGAGUCUGAGAGAACAGACGACGGUCCAAUCUGUGGUCAGAGUUUUAUUCUGAUCUCGAACACAGCAGGGUUUUUAUCUCAGACAUCUGAGACAGAAUGGCUCGAGACGAGACGAGAGGAAAUCUUUUACUCUAGAAGACUGGUGAUGAUGAACUGUCUUAUCUGAGCCUCCACAUCACCGUGGAAACGUCAAAACGGAUAAACCUGUGAAAGACUACAGAACUACGCAAUCCCUAAAACUUUAUCCAGUGAUAAUCAAGUCAAUAUUAACUCUGUGUGUAGUUGAGAAAAUGAAAGUUAGUUUGGUCUAUAACGUAUAUAACGUAACUUUGUUUACGUAAAAUGACUUUGUUUACUGGACAUAAAGAAAUAUUUUUGUUUAAUGUUGAGAAAAAUUUGUUAGCGAUAUCACGACAUAGCGAGAGUGUUUACUCAACAAUGUACUGGUACACCGCAGUUCCACACUUGUUUACAUCAUUUUAUGUAAUUUACAUAAUUAUUACAUCAUCUAGAUUUAUACAUUUAUGGAUGAUUUUUCUUUUCUUUAAAAAAGCACCACAAGUUUAUUUUUAUUACUUCAUUAUAAUUACAGUGUGUCAUUAUCGUUAACUUCUAAUAACGAUAGGAAUAAUGAUUGGGAGACAUAAUGAGCACAUUAAUACAGUUGUACUCUGUGUGUGUGUGUGUGUGUGUGUGUGCGUGUAUGUGCGUGUGUGUGUGUGUACAAUGUGAGAGAUGGUGAAUAAAGUUUUCAGAUCAGUG